This is a messenger RNA of Myxozyma melibiosi, 1601 nucleotides long. Its product is annotated as putative mitochondrial ferrochelatase. Gene Ontology annotation, cellular component: mitochondrion. Lineage: Eukaryota; Fungi; Ascomycota; Lipomycetes; Lipomycetales; Lipomycetaceae. The transcript has 2 exons. The record is from RefSeq and is a predicted model, not a curated record. Bases 345 to 1499 code for a protein of 384 amino acids. Gene Ontology annotation, molecular function: protoporphyrin ferrochelatase activity. Gene Ontology annotation, biological process: heme biosynthetic process.
GUGGAGAAAGACCGGAUUGCUAAUACGCCGGCCGAGAUUGGGUUCGGGCGAUUGAGAACAGGAUAAUUUAGCAGUGGUUUAUUGCGUGUUUAUUCAGAAAGAGAAGGGCAUUUAUAUCAAGUCAAUAGUCUUAGCAGUCAUCCAAUUGUUCAGACUUCCUGGCGAGAAUCCCGUGGCGAGCAGACAAAGACAAAGCGGUGGCGCCCUAAAGAAUAUCAGUCGAGUCUCGAAGCUUUGAUAACAACCGCUGCUCAUCCGAUCUACACUCCUCCUCCUCUUCCUCUUUUAUCUUCGCUCUUCUUCUUCUUUCUUUUCUUUAUUAUACUACUUAAGAUCGAUUGAGGAUGUUUCGCGCCAGACAAAUCGCGCGGUAUGGCGCUGUUCAGCGGCCGUUCUUGAGUAGAUCUCUUGCGACGUCCUCGUCCUCGUCCACGACCUCGAAAGGUCCUACUGGCGUCGUCCUCCUCAACAUGGGCGGUCCAUCCAAAACCACAGAGGUCUACGACUUCCUCCUCCGCCUCUUCCAGGACGGCGAUCUCAUCCCUCUCGGCCGCUUCCAAGACAAAAUCGCAAAAUUCAUCGCCUGGCGCCGGACCCCGAUGAUUGCGCACCACUACGCCGAAAUCGGCGGCGGCUCGCCAAUCCGGAAAUGGUCCGAGUACCAGGCCGCCGAGAUGUGCAAGCACCUCGACCAGAUUGCGCCCGAGUCCGCGCCGCAUCUGCCCUACGUCGCGUUCCGGUACGCGAACCCGCUCACGGAGGAAACGCUGGCAAAGAUGAUGAGCGACGGGGUUAAGCGUGCGGUCGCGUUCACGCAGUAUCCGCAGUACAGUUGCUCGACGACGGGAUCGUCGCUGAACGAGCUCUGGAAAGUGAGCGAGCGCAUGGACCCUGAUCGGACCAUCUCGUGGAGCGUCAUCGACCGCUGGCCGACUCAUCCCGGUCUGGUCUCGUCGUUUGCGGACUUGAUCAGAGAGCAGUUGAAGACCUACGACGAGAGCGUGAGAGACGACGUCAUGCUCCUAUUCUCUGCCCAUUCGCUGCCGAUGACGGUCGUCAACCGCGGCGAUCCGUAUCCGGCUGAGGUUGCAGCGACAGUCUACGCAGUGAUGACGGAGCUCAAGUUCAAGAAUCCCUACAGACUUGUGUGGCAGAGUCAGGUCGGUCCGCAGCCCUGGCUCGGUGCGCAGACGCAGGAUACGGUCAACAACCUGGUGAAGAAGGGCGAGACAAAUAUGAUCCUGAUCCCAAUCGCUUUCACUAGCGACCACAUUGAGACUCUGCACGAGCUCGAUCUCGAGAUUAUCGGCGAGGCGGGUGUUGAGGGAAUCACCCGUGCUCCGUCGUUGAACGGACAUCCACAGUUUAUCAAGGCGCUCGCGGAUAUCGUUAAGGAUCAUUUGAGCAAGGGGGUGACGGCCAGCAAGCAGUACGAGAUGCUGUGUCCGAUGUGCGAUAAGGAGGUGUGCAAGGGCUCGCGGAAGUUUUUCUUGGAGUAGAUGGCUGAGAUAUAGCUGAAGUUGAAGUUGAGGUUGAGGUUGAUCCGGUCGCGCGUUAUUUGUAAUUGUUUGUACAUAAUAUAAGUCAUCUAUAAUACUUAC